Messenger RNA from Thamnophis sirtalis, 1187 nucleotides. Lineage: Eukaryota; Metazoa; Chordata; Lepidosauria; Squamata; Natricidae. The record is from RefSeq and is a predicted model, not a curated record.
AAAGAUGAAAACAAAAGAAUUAGAGGAUGAAGUUCCGAAGCAGAAACAGGAAAUGUGGCAACAGAAGUUUGAGGACCAGAAACAGAGUUAUGAGAUGACCCUUCAGAAGCUAAUGGAGAAAUUGGAGGAAGAAAGGAAACAGAUCCUGGAAGAGCAGGAGAAAAUGAUCCAAAGGACACUGAAGGAGGAAUUGGCCGCUUUUGGCUGCUGCUGCUGCUGUAAAAAAUCCGUGAGAGGAGCGCAGGAAGAAAAAGAUCACGGAGGGCUGCCAAGAGAGUUGUCGAGCGAUCCAUUGAUUUCUUUGGAAAGACGCUGCAUCUCCUCCUCCAAAGCCAGGAUGGAAGCUCCGGUGUGCCUGAUUGAGAACAGGAAAAAUCGCCUCCAUGUUUCUCCGGAGGCCUUUCAGUUGCUCUCAGACAUCCGGCAGCCGGUGGUGGUGGUGUCCAUCGUGGGACUGUAUCGCACGGGCAAGUCCUACCUGAUGAACAAGCUAGCUGGCAAAAAUUCAGGUUUCUCUUUGGGCUCCACAGUGCAAGCAAAAACGAAAGGAAUCUGGAUGUGGUGUGUUCCCUAUCCGGACAGGCCUAACCAAACCCUUGUCUUGCUGGAUACUGAGGGGUUAGGUGACGUGGAAAAGGGUAGUUCUCAAAAUGAUACCUGGAUCUUCGCUUUGGCCGUGUUGUUGAGCAGCACCUUGGUCUACAACAGUGUGGGGACCAUUGAUCAGACUGCCCUAGACAAGCUUCAUUUUGUGACAGAGCUGUCUGAACAUAUCAAGGCAAAGGCUUCCUCCAGUCCUGAAGAUACAGAUGAUUCUUCUGAAUUCGUUGGCUUCUUCCCAACAUUUGUCUGGUCCGUGCGAGAUUUUGCACUGCAGCUGGAACGGGAUGGGAAACCCAUCACGGAGGAUGAAUAUCUCGAACAUGCUCUGGAAUUAAAAAAAGGUAACAGUAAGAAGAAGCAGAUGUUCAAUCUGCCCCGGAAAUGCAUCCGACUGUUCUUCCCGACCCGGAAGUGCUUCGUCUUUGAUUGCCCUACUAAAAGUAGGAAUUUACCCUACCUGGAAAAGAUGGUGGAUAAUCAGCUGGAGCCUGAAUUUGUGGAACAAGCAAAGAAAUUCUGUUUUUAUAUCUUUGCGAUGUCCCAAGAAAAGACUCUACCAGGCGGGCACGUUGUCACCGGCAACU